Molecule: messenger RNA, 3003 nt
Organism: Coccidioides immitis RS
Lineage: Eukaryota; Fungi; Ascomycota; Eurotiomycetes; Onygenales; Onygenaceae
Exons: 2
Coding region: 1840-3003 (387 amino acids)
Biological process (GO): signal transduction
Cellular component (GO): cytoplasm
Source: RefSeq, a predicted model, not a curated record
CAACUCAUUAUGCUUGGGGUUCGAGGGUUCGAGGGUUGGGUGUCGGCUUUAUUCACGAGCCAAGACAAGGCGGGCUCUGACGUUGAACUCAAAGCGCGGCCGGACACACACCAGAUGGAGUUACGCCAGGAAGAACCCAUGACAAAACUGCGCUCUUUUUCGCCUUGAACAGGAAUUGUGGCCCUUGCGCCUUGCCUUGUUGACGGCGCCGCCGGGGCGGAAGCGAACUGGAGUCGAUGGAGGACCCCAGGGUUGAGGCGCGGACUAUUCCCGGCCUGACACGUAGAACUGGCGGUGUCCUUAGCUCUGAUUGAGUGUGUCAAUUUGGGUCCCGUUGUGCGAACCUGAUGUAAUUAAGUUGGGGGAAAAAAAAAAGCUGAUCCCGUUGACGAGGCGCUGUCUUGUCGUGUGCCAUGUGUUGUGAUUCUGAGAUUUCAACGGUCGCAUUGCGCCAGCGUUCGAACUUCAGCCGACUUUAAGGACCGCUCUCCCAUAUUAUCUUGUGAACAGCAACUAAUUACUUUUCUUGUGUCACGGUCAGAUUUGCAGAUCCCAAAGGUAGCCGGAUUGCGGAAAAUAAGCAAUAAGUUCAAGUCGACCGUGAAAUUUUCCCUUUCAGGUUUGAGCAUCGCCUGUCGCUGUUCUUUCGCCGAGAAAACCUUCAACAAGAUAUCCUCCGAGUCCGCGCGGUCAAUGGAUUCGUUUCUGUUAGGUUCUCAUGUCAAUUGAAGUUGCGAAUCCGAACAUGCCUCAACUCGCUUCAUUUUGACCCGCUCAACCCCGAUAUGCGCCCAACGCUUCCCUCCAACCCUGCCCGAAUCUGUCGGAUAUUUCACCCAAGAUCACCUUCCUUCGCACGCAAUUGCGAACAAUGAACUACGAAUUUCUCAGGAAUUAUACCCACCGUUCCAUCCCUCUCUCUAGCUACUCUUCGGCUCUAUUUGCUCUUAGUGGGAGCCGUUCGUUGCUAUCAUCUGGUGAAUCGAACCAAUGCCUUACCGUAAUUGAAUAAAUCCCGGUACUAAGGUAUGCCGUUGGGCUGGUACUAUAACAAGAGAGUAUAGCUAACAUGUCGAAGCAAGUAGUUAUCGUUGUUACCUACUUUGCAGGGUUCUUAUGUAUACUACUCUCAUAUUACAUUUCGCGACCUCCGAUACAUACCGUGCUUCGACUGGGCACCAUCGAUUGAACGCUUUGUCUACUUCGAAAUUUGAGGAAUAUUGUACUAUAUACGUCUUUAAUACGCUUCGCCAGAAUUCUUUUUAUACUUGACUUGAGGCUGCGGAGGCGUUUUACAUAGAUCGGCAAGCUCUAAACAGCAUACGCCUGUCGAACGAUCUUACUUUUUUGUCAGAUGAGAAAGUUCCACUGGCCUUCCUUAAUACUAUUUCUUUUUCCCGGAUCGUCUCACAGCACUAUCGAUAGGUUUCCAGGACCUUGAACGGCCUCAAUCUAGCUUCUGACGACGUUUCAACCGAGCCUUUCGCGGCCAAGAUCAACUCAUAUCCUCCCACCCAGAAUUCGCAAUUACAAUUACACCAAAAAUAGCAUUGUUGCGAUAUUUUCAACCCGAAAUUAUUAUAAGCGCCGGGGCUUGACUGAUCACCGCAUUGAAGGUAAGGCAUUUAUUCAGUUUAUACCUAAUUUGGGGAUUUAGCCGCCGGGGAGUCUAUCAUCCCAGCAAACAUUCCCAAAUCUAUCCAUGAUGCCCAGUGACGAGAUACGGAUUCUAUAUUAAGCCCCCAGUUGAACUUGUUUAUAUUUGGCUUUGUUUCUCUCGUUUGCCCCUUUUCUCCGCCCACCUUUUGUAACCUUUUUUUUUGAGCCACCCAAUUGACCAUGGAUGCCCCUUCGAUCGAGAAUCUUAUACACAAUCCUAACCAUAUGCCGGAGCUAAUACAUCUUUCCUAUCAGUGGCAAGAUUCAGCAGAGCCUCCUGCAUUCGCUACAUGGAUGGCCUCCUCAGAGGUGGACCAAAAGUUUUUGGGCCACUUUGCAACAGCGACGAGCCACACGAAUCCUUUUCUCUCUGGAAUGCUUUAUAAGAUUCUCGGCCUUUCAGUGGUUCUAUCGAAGAAGCUUCUUCGAGCCCGCAAGUUACGUCGACUAGAUCCAACCCGAGAAACUAAGUCGCUACACCUUUACCACCAUAUCUUAUGGCUUUCGCGCGAGGGAUUGAUCAUGGUGGAACAAUAUAUCCUUCCGAUGGUUACUGAUUAUGUCGACUUGAAAGUCCUAUCAUACAAGCUCCAAGCCUCUUUCUACCACAUUUUUGUCCUUUUUCACAACCAACCGAGGAUCCACAAUUCUGGAAUUCACACCUUUUCUUCCUCAACCUCACAUAUUGAUCUUACGAAUGGUUCCCGAAACGGUCGAUCGGAAGUUGAUCCAGCAGGUCAGCGAGAUUCCAUUGUGCCUUCGCCUCCACCAGCCAUGGGUGGACCUGUAGGGGGUGGUAACCGCGCGCAAUCUCGGCCACCAGGGCUUGUAAUACAGCCCGAAACCCCUAAGAGCGCUGCAUCAUUUAUUCUCCCAGCACUCGAUUACACUCCGCGUGCCACAGCAUGCUUUACUUACGCAGCUCUGCUCGCCGACCAACUCCUUCCAGGCUCUCACCCCAUUAGACUCUCCGUCAAACUCGAAUAUGCGGCAUAUUUGUACGAUUGUCUUAAUGACGCAGCCGCCUGUAGGCGACUUGCCAAGCAGGCUAUCGCAGAUGUAUACAAUGCCCAAGAAGGAAUGGACGACGAAAGUUUCGAAGAUGCAGCUGAGUUGGUCGGUAUUCUAGGCAAAAUGGUGAAGAGAGGAGGGAAAACGAGCAGUGGAGGUACAAGUAGUGUGGCUGGGGGUGAUAAGUCCUGGAGCGAUGGAACUCAAAGCACCCCGACUCGUGUCGGCGCAAGUGGAGAGAACACACCGCAAUUAUGGCAAAAGAGAACACCUACUAGCUUAUCAGGCGUCUCGCCGAUUGUGAAUGACCCAAUAAUGGGUCAGCCGAUUUGA